UUAGAAGUGGCGUGAGUCGUUUCUUGUCAGGCAUUAAGAUGGAACAACUUGCAACAAUGUAGCUUCAGUUACUGAAUGAUUCUCGGUCCAAAAAUGGGCCAGAAGUACUCCCGGCUGUGCAGCCAGCCAAGCAGCCGCGGCGAGUCGGGGAGUAGGGGGUGGAGGCGACUUCGGGGAGAUGGGGCGGGGGUCCGCGAGGGUAGCGACUCCCCAAGUAGCGGCGUAGUCUUCCUCCAGCCACCGGAGAGCCCGUCUGGCGUCAGCUCCGUGUCCAUGCAGGGUAACUACGACGACAGAGACUACGGGCUUGAGGCACCGACGGAGGAGUCUUGGGACACGGUGCAAUUUGACGACGGUGAAGAUGGGGGAAGCGGAGGAGAAAGCCCCACCAACAAGUACUCGUCCAUCCAGUCUGAAAUGGGCAAAGCCCCCGCCAACAAACGCAAACGACAAAGCAAAAUACCGCCACCAACGACCAGCGCUUCCACGAGCGCGCAGAAAGCAACGCCGCCAUUGCAGACGAACGAGAGCGCUUUGGCGGGAAACGAAAGGAGCCAAUUGCAAAAAGACAGCACAUUUCGACCUGGCAGUCUGCCAGCAAUCCUCGCCGACGCCAAACCCAUGAAGGACGCUGAUAGGUUGCUGGAAGUUCUGACCGAACACGAAUGUGCCGACGGGUUGCCAGAAGAAGGUCCCCAGGAAUCCGGAGAUUCCGUCCGCCGUAUCAUCCAGCACGACAUCGGCCGCGAGCGCAGCGUCAACGCCCGCCUCCGUGAGCUCAAGGACAUCGAGACCCGUAAGUCCGAGCGGCGGCUGUCGGUCACCGCGGCGGCCACCGCGUCCCAGCUGCACGUCAUCCCGGAGAUUAUCGGUGAAGAGCCCGCCGACCCUGCCGACUUCAAAUACUCCGACACCAACCUCUACUUCUAGUUAUUGGACAUAGAAGACCCUUUUACCUGUUUGCCUAUAGAUCGUUUGCACUGCAACAAUCUCGGAGGUGUGUGCUUUCGUUCAACUCUUAUGCAUGAGUGUACCUCUUGAGUAUUCAUUGUUAAUUGAUUAGACUCACCUCAAAGAUGUCUGCUUACUGCAAUCGAUCUAUAGUCAAUACAAGAUAUAUACACCUUGAUCCUAUAUGGGACGUGGCUAAAUCUGUAAGAAACAUUUAGGAUCCUUUAUCGGGCCAUGAAUGAUCAGUCCUAAAUUUCCAUUAGAAAGCCUGUAGGAACCUGAAGGUUUUUUUUCGCAAUCUCCUGCAGUUUCCUCCUGUAAAAUACUUAUAUUUACCACCAUCGACAAUACGAUACCGUUUGGACGUGGAAAAAUGUACAGGAAAUGUGCCAAACGUCAGUCUCUUCCUAUGCAAAAGUUGGAGGACCACUAUUACUAUUAGGAUCCUACUGGAUCAUGGUCAAACCGUAAAGAAAACAUUUAGU
This is a messenger RNA of Patiria miniata (bat star), 1436 nucleotides long. RefSeq lists its product as uncharacterized. The record is from RefSeq and is a predicted model, not a curated record. The transcript has 4 exons. NCBI's taxonomy places the organism in Eukaryota, Metazoa, Echinodermata, Asteroidea, Valvatida, Asterinidae. Bases 76 to 930 code for a protein of 284 amino acids.